AGUUUCGGUUCCUCCAACCUUUGGUUUCAACCUAAAACACUGAGCUGAAGGAACUUUCAUAUCGAACUCCGCUCCGCUCUCAGCUCAGCUCUGGAGACCUCCCGGCUGCGGAGCUACUGCCGUGGCUGCAGCCGUAGACUGCUUAAACACGCCGGAGAUGGCGAGUCGGAGCCUGGGGGACCGCGGAACUGACCCCGCAGUCGCCUCUAGUGAGCUCCCUGCCCCAGGCCGAUCGCGUGACCUUCGUGAGGAAGAUAGUGCUCCGGCAUCAGGAAGAAUGAGAGAAGAUGAGAAACAAAGGGUGAUAAAAAGUGGCAGUGAAUGUAAUCCCCUGCUCCCAGAACUCAUUGCUUCUGCUCACUUGGGUGGUACUGCAGUGACACAGUGCCAUAAGUCUAUCCCCUCUGGUUGGGAACGAGUUGUGAAGCAAAGGUUAUCAGGGAAAACGGCAGGAAGGUGUGAUGUGCUUUUUAUCAGCCCUCAAGGACUGAAGUUCAGAUCCAAAAGGUCACUUGCUAAUUAUCUUCACAAAACUGAAGAGAGUCGUCUUAAACUGGACGAUUUUGAUUUUGCUGUACUGUCUGAAAGGAACAUCAAAUCAAGCAAGGAAGCGCUCUCAUCCCAAGUGCAAAAGGAAUGUGUCGAUUCAAACUGGAACCUCAGGACCAAAAGGAAGCCGAAAAAUGAUGUGGUUUUUCUCCCACGUGAUAGUUCAGAUAGCACCGGACUUUCUAACCCUGCUCCCAUUCACUCAUUGUUGAAAGAAGAUGAAGAUGUUAAUGAUGUUAAGCCCAGAAAGGUUAGAAAAUCGAAAGGAAAGAUGACUAUUAUGAAAGGAAUUCAAAUUAAGAAAACCAAAACAGGGUGCUGGAAGAGUAGUCUGUCGGGUUCUGUUCAAAGGAGGAGGACAAGGGGGUCUCUGUAUACCACAGCAGAUGUGGAAGGUGAGCCUGCUGCACAAGAGAGUCAGCCCGGCACUUCUGAUGCCCCAGCUAGGACUGAGAGCCCAGCUGUGACUGAUGAGGAAAGGGGACCUGUCCAGGAGAAGCCGUUAUCUCCCAGAUCACAUGUUCAUUCUGGGAAACUAACUUCAAACAAGACAGAGCACAAGAAGUGUCAAAAUACCUUUCUAGACUCUGAGGAAAUCAGAAACAAAGUAGAAGUUAGAGAGAAGAAACACUUACAUGUUGACAUCAAAUGUGACUCUGAGCCAGACAAUUGCCACUCACAAGCUGAGAAAAACUUUACUGCUGUGAGGAUAUUUCAAGAAGACAUGCCUGUUCCACGGACACAAAUAGAAAAAAGGAAAACAAGCCUAUAUUUUUCCAGCAAAUAUAACAAAGAAGCUCUUAGCCCUCCUCGACGAAAAGCCUUUAAGAAGUGGACACCUCCUCGAUCACCUUUUAAUCUUGUUCAGGAAACGCUGUUUCACGAUCCUUGGAAGCUCCUCAUCGCAACUAUCUUUCUCAAUCGGACCUCAGGCAAAAUGGCAAUACCUGUGCUUUGGGAGUUUCUGGAGAAGUACCCUUCCGCUGAAGUAGCAAGAAGCGCUGACUGGAGAGACGUGUCAGAGCUGCUCAAACCUCUCGGUCUCUAUGAUCUUCGAGCAAAGGCCAUUGUCAAGUUCUCAGAUGAAUAUUUGACAAAGAAGUGGAAGUAUCCGAUUGAGCUUCAUGGAAUUGGUAAAUACGGCAACGACUCUUACCGGAUUUUUUGCAUCAACGAAUGGAAACAGGUACACCCUGAAGACCAUAAGUUAAAUAAGUACCAUGACUGGCUUUGGGAAAAUCAUGAAAAAUUAAAUCUAUCUUAAAACACCUUUGAGUUUUCAAACUCAGGUUUUGAGCAUUGCUUUUUGACCUCAAGUCUAAAAGCUUCCUUGAGCACAACCAGCCACCUUUUCAAGCAUAUAGAUGUUUGUCAGCCCAAUAGAAACCAAAAGGUGUUCUCUGACUGCGUGCAAGUGUCACCGAUGGAUCUUUGCUCCUGAAUGGACUAGACCAUGUUUGGGGAUGUUUUUAAAUAAAUUCUUAUUUUAUAACAAUCUUAAAA
This is a messenger RNA of Echinops telfairi (small Madagascar hedgehog), 2052 nucleotides long. It is a transcript of the gene MBD4, whose product is annotated as methyl-CpG binding domain 4, DNA glycosylase. The coding region runs from base 158 to 1813 and encodes 551 amino acids. Gene Ontology annotation, cellular component: nucleus. Gene Ontology annotation, biological process: base-excision repair. NCBI's taxonomy places the organism in Eukaryota, Metazoa, Chordata, Mammalia, Afrosoricida, Tenrecidae. The record is from RefSeq and is a predicted model, not a curated record. The transcript is spliced from 8 exons. Gene Ontology annotation, molecular function: DNA binding; pyrimidine-specific mismatch base pair DNA N-glycosylase activity.